Messenger RNA from Parasteatoda tepidariorum (common house spider), 3815 nucleotides. The record is from RefSeq and is a predicted model, not a curated record. Lineage: Eukaryota; Metazoa; Arthropoda; Arachnida; Araneae; Theridiidae.
ACGGUAGCCUUUAGACAAUAUUUCAUUGAUCCACGUAUUUGAUGUGAAUAAUCGAAACUAUGAUAUCUGGAUUGUGAUGUAGAUGAACAAUCGGAAGUGUAGCAGUUUAAAUAAAUGUAAAAUCUAAGACAUUUUCCAACAUAAGAUAUCAACGAUAACAUUCACAUAAGAUAUGUAUCAAAAGGAAGCUAUUAAGAAACUAGAUGCACCAACUAGAAGUGCCUAGGUCAUAUACAUAAUGAGCGUAUCACCUCUUUUGUUUGCAUUCGUUCGGGAAACAGUGGUGUUAUCGAAAGUAAGAUAAUAAUUUCGUAAUUCAACAAAAAUCAAACUCUCCAUUGUAGUGAAUUGUUCGAAAAUACGUUAUUUAUCGUCGGUGAAUUCCGCUGGAUAUCUUGGAGCGAAAUCAAGAGCCGGCAAUUGGCCAUUGCCGAUUUGUAUACCUGAGAUGGCUGGACUAGAUCUCCUGGCUCGGAAGAGUCUUGAACGUGGAAGUGACGCUUCUAUCCUCAUCACCAAUUCCUCAAUCGGCAGUAUUGACUCACAGCGUCAAGAUACAUGGUCUUGGAAAUAUCUCAGGGAUCAGUUUUGCGUGAAGCAAGCAGAUUCUUUAUUUGAGAAAUAUCAGUCUCGCCUUCACCAUGCCAUGCUCAUCCUCGUACUCACAGUUAACAUUCUAUCAAGCAUUUCAGCAAUACUACUCAUGUGUUUCUUCACAGACAACUGUCUGCAGUCACUUAAAGUUCCUGUCUCAUUCCGAAUCGUCUUAACAUCAUUUAGUCUUGUCCUCUACAUCAUCAGCUAUCAAGAGAGAUGGUUUUUCAGUGCUUGUUCUAGAUUCAUUGUCUCCUCAUUACUCCUCAUCUUAUCAGUAACAGCGGAGAGCUUCAGCAGCAUCUUGAACCUCAUCAGCGGUACGCCAGCGUCUCCUCGAUUCUCAGCUUAUACCCUACUUAUUACAACUACAUUUUUACCCUUCCCUAAAUGGUAUCAAGUGGGCAUAUCAACUUUUCUUGUUACUAUGUUAGAACUAACCAUCAGCAGUCUUAGUUACAAACUGGAAGGAGACAUAAAAUGGCGGCAAAUGUCAACAGACGUCAUUUUCUACUUGUCACUUGCCUUGGUGGGUCUAUAUAUCCGGUUUCUUAUGGAGUUUACGAACCGAAAAGCUUUUCUUGACCGAAGAGAGUGUUUCGAAAGCAAAUUUCAUCUCCAAUACGAAAAAGAUCAAGAGGAUCGUCUCCUGUUGAGUGUUCUUCCCAAACAUAUUUCAGUACAGGUAAAAGAAUGUAUACGAGAUGUCAUACGUCGGAUUCAUCUCACACCCAUGCCUCAAAGACCUUUCACAGAACUCUUUGUGGAAAAACACAGAAAUGUAAGCAUUUUGUUUGCAGACAUUGUUAAUUCGGUUGCUUUGACAGCAUCACUCAAUGUGAGUGAAUUGGUUGAAACUUUGAAUGAAUUAUUCGGCAGAUUUGAUGAAUGUGCAGAGAGAAAUCACUGUCUUAGAAUAAAGCUUCUAGGUGAUUGCUAUUACUGCAUAAGUGGAAUACCCGACAGUGAUCCACUACACGCCGAUCACUGUGUCCAGAUGGGUCUCGACAUGAUCAACAUCAUAAGAAAUUUUCGAGAAGAGACGAAAGUAAACGUGGACAUGAGAAUCGGGGUGCACAGUGGCAAUGUUCUGAGUGGCUUAUUAGGGCUUCGAAAAUGGCAGUUUGAUAUAUGGUCUAGGGAUGUUACCAUAGCCAGUAAAAUGGAACAAUCAGGAAGGCCAGGAUGUGUUCACAUUACCAAGGCCACCAAAGACUUACUUCAAACUGAAUACAUGAUUGAGCCAGGAAAUGGAAACAUCAAGGAUGAUUACUUAAAUAAACUUAAUAUGGAAACUUUUUUCAUUGCUCCGAAAAAAACAAUAAAAUCGUCUCUGUACAUUGUUAAUCCUGACAGGAGCCCAAGUCAUUCGAGGAGAGCUUCUUCAUUUAGACAUUCCAAAAUUCAAAGGAAAUUAUCCUCAGCUACAGAAGUACUAUCAUCAAGGAGACGAACUGUUUUGGGUUUCAGUCUCCUACAAUUUCGCCAGAUGGUGAGCCAAGUAAAUGAGUUUAUGGAAAGUGCUAUUGAUGCUAUGGCUCUAAGUAAGAAAGACCAGUGGCUUAAGCCAGAAGGUAUUCAGCCAUUACUUCUAACCUUUAAAGACAAAACAGUAGAAGUACCAUUCCUGUUGCAGAAAAAUCCACUUUUCAAAUAUUCCAUAUUAGCAACGCUUUUUACUGCUUUUGUUCUAACAACUAUCAGUUGUCUUGUAAAACCCAGAUUGCACCUGUUUUGGAUUGCAAAAUUUUUGUUAUUUGCAAUUCUAAUAGUCAGCGUUAUUCUUCUAUGGGUGCCAGCUAUUUGGAAGAUAAUUAAGAAAAAAACGUCAAAACUUCAUUUUCUGUACUCUCUUCGAGGAUCUCUGAACAAUUUUUUACUCAGAACAGUUGUUUUUGUCGGAAUAUCUGCACUUCUUAAUGCGGUAGCUCUAAUGGGUUUGAAUGAAUGUGUUCCUUUGAAUUCUGCUCUCGUCGGAAACAGAACUGUUUUUGAACAUGAAUCGAUAGCUUGCUAUAAACCAUGGUACUUUACUUGGUGUGCUAUCUUAGCUAUGGUGUCCUUAUCGAUAUUCCUCAGAGUUCAUUUCUUCAUAAAAUUGAUAUUAAAUGGCAGUCUUGUCGCAGCAUUUUCUUGUUUCAUCUUUUACAAACCGAAUGUGUUUAGCAGGCCUUACCUUCAAGACUGGGAAAUGUUACCUCCUGGGACAGACCAAUACUGGUGUCUGUUUGUAAUUCUUUGCACAUUGCAUUUGUUAGAUAGACAGGUAGAAUAUGUAGGACGACUGGAUUAUUUAUGGAAACGAAAACUGAAGAAAGAGCAGGAUGAAGCUGCAACAAUGGGUCUGGUUAAUAGAACUUUGCUUCAAAAUAUACUUCCAGUUCAUGUGGCCCAGUAUUACCUUACGAAGGAAGCAAUGCAUUUAGAUUUGGACUUGUAUCAUGAAGAGUACAAUUCUGCCGCCGUAAUGUUCGCCUCUAUACCGAACUACAUGGAUUUCUAUAGUGAAUCACUCCUGAACGAUGAAGGAAGGAAGUGUCUUCAAGUUCUGCAUGAAAUCAUAAGUGAUUUUGACAAACUUCUGUAUGAACCUCCAUUUUUAAAACUUGAAAAGAUCAAAACAAUUGGAAGUACUUAUAUGGCUGCAGCUGGUUUGCAACCAGGAAGAAAUUCUAGCAGGACUUCAUAUGAGGUAAGAUCCGUAGACAAUGUUUUAUCCUUACCAUUUUCAAGUUUUGGUCCAGAAGAAGAUGCCACACAGAAUGUUUUGGUUCUUAUAAAGUUUGCAAUGACGAUUAUGGAUUCCUUGGAAGAGAUAAACAAACAAAGUUGGCAAAAAUUUCAUCUAAGAAUUGGGAUUGCAAUGGGUCCUGUUCUAGCAGGAGUUGUGGGUACUUCAAAGCCACAAUAUGAUAUUUGGGGAGAUACUGUUAAUAUUGCAAGCAGGAUGGAUAGUACCGGUGUCAUUGGAUCUAUUCAAGUAACAGAGGCAGUGGCAAAUAUUUUAAAAGAAAGUUCCAAAUACGAUGUUGAAUGUCGGGGAAAAAUCUUCGUCAAAGGAAAAGGUUGGAUGACAACAUAUCUCGUGAGUGCCAUUGAAAAUACACGACUUUAAAUUACAUGAGGGCAUGAUGUACUCAAAACCCUUAUUGUGUCCGUAAGGUAUCAGUUAUUUCAUGCAUAUUUGAGAGUCUUUUGCUGCAUGAGCAUUUUUCUGGAGA